This is a messenger RNA of Dioszegia hungarica, 2910 nucleotides long. RefSeq names its product putative fork head-like protein XFD-2. NCBI's taxonomy places the organism in Eukaryota, Fungi, Basidiomycota, Tremellomycetes, Tremellales, Bulleribasidiaceae. The transcript has 3 exons. Gene Ontology annotation, biological process: regulation of transcription by RNA polymerase II. Gene Ontology annotation, molecular function: DNA-binding transcription factor activity, RNA polymerase II-specific; RNA polymerase II cis-regulatory region sequence-specific DNA binding. The record is from RefSeq and is a predicted model, not a curated record. Bases 1 to 2910 code for a protein of 969 amino acids.
AUGUCCCGACCUGGAAGUUCCGCACAGUCUAUCGGUGGAUAUGACGAAAGCCGCCCCAUGUCCGCUCGACCCCAGUCCAACGGCUACUACACUUCAUCCCUCCCGCUAGACGCGAUGACCGGGUGGGAGAUGGGACAGGGGGGCGCCGUCAAUGGGAUGGCAGAAGGGAGGGUCGUCUAUCCCAUGCCCGGGGGCGUCGCUAUCAUGGCUUCAUCUGGUAUGCCCAGACGUAUCCCUGAUGAUCAAGACGAGGAGGACUUCUUACCUAUCCAAGAAGGCAACUACGCGUACACCCAAAUCACCCCUUAUCACUCUCAGCAUCACGUCCAACACCCUCCUCAUCCCACCUCUAUCCCCGCCCACUACAUGCACGGCGCCACCCCAUAUCACAUGGUCGGCCCAUCCCACAUCUCGCCAACCGCCAUGAUGGGGCAGCACGGAUACCCCAUGAUGCACGUCCACUCGCAAUCCCCUACGGACGGCAUGUAUGUCCAAUCAGCACCCAUGGGCCACCACCAGCAUCCCGGACCUCCUCCACGUCGCCACACAUCCUCCCGAGGCAGCAUCACAGCGGCUUCGCGACCAUCUAUGGGCCAGCGCCAGUACUCCCUCCAGCCCCCUCCAGCCCGUGCCGGCGACGCGUCGAGCCAGGAUGUUUUCGUCAUGCCACCUGCCAGUACCCCGGUCCGUCACGUUCCAGGUCACGGAGAGUUCCAGCUUGACGGAGGACAAUACUAUACCCUUCCACAGGGCAUCUCCCCAGCCCGCGCCCUCGGUCCAGCCCCCACGCAGAGAUCGGCUCUCUCCCCUCCGGCCGAUCCUCUCAAUACCCCCCAAACCAAGAUUCCCUCUCUCAUCACGCCUUCCUCUCUCGCGUCGACCGUCAUGACCGAGAACUCCUCGGAUUCAGAAUACUCCCCUCCGGAUCGCGUCGCCGCGGCCAGUGACGACGAGGACGUCUACUCCCCUACGAAGCCCACUAAGAAGCUUGUUCUCGAGAGAACACUCGAGCCGGCCCCUCGGCGCCAGAACGUCCCCGCUAUCAAGCUCAAGGGAGUCAUCGGCGGCCGUACCAGCGCAAAGUUUGCCAAGGUCGCCGAGGACCCCGGAGUCGAGGGUGUUCCGCCGGGACCACGCCCUCUCGAGCGUCCCGCCCCCUCCUUCGCCUGCAUCAUCGGUCAAGCCAUCCUCAAAUGCUCGGCCGGCGGUCUCUCGCUCGAGCACAUCUACCGCUACGUCGAGACCGCUUAUCCCUUCUUCAAAACCGACAACUCUGCUUGGCGGAACUCGGUCCGACACAACCUCUCCAUCCACAAGAUGUUUGAGACUAUCCCCCGCACGGAGCACUUCCCUCCCGGCAAGGGCGGGAUCUGGAUCAUCCACGAGGAGGAAAAGAUCCACUGGCCAGCCGAGGACAAGUUUAUCAAAAACUUCCCCCAGAACCACGCGCAUCACGCUGUGUGUCGGCAGACGCUCCACGAGCGGGCAAAGGAGCUUGAGCAGAUGGCAAAGGCCAAGGCGGAAGGGAGGGAGUAUGUCCCCAAGAAAGGCAAGAAGGCGCGCAAGGUCGUUGACGACUUUACGCCCGAACCAACGCGGGCCGCGUCGGUCAUGUCGGAUGCGCCGGGUCCCUCCAACUACAUGCACGCCGGCCCCUCUGUCCUCGCACCAAUGGUCCCGCCGCCCCCACCAAAGCCAAUGCCAUUACCCCUCCAGCGCCCAGAUCCUACCCCGGAGCCCGAGGCGACCCCACCCAAGGUGGCACAGAAGAUCCUGCACCCUCCCCCAUUCUACCGUAAUCUCUCCUCCAGCAUGGCGCCCCAUCCCGCUCCACAACCCCUAUUCGUCGCCGAUGACGCCAUGCCCAAGACUAUGGUCCCUCCUCGGUUCGGGUCAAAACGCCCGCUUGAUGGCGACGAGGAGAACGUCUUUACGGCGCCGCCCAAGCGGGUUCGGGUCAAGGAGCCACAGCCAUUGGCGCCUCUCCCACAAGAGUCGCUCGACGAUCACUACAUCACCCCCGAGCGGGAGCGGCAGCUCCACAAGGCGAUGCCAAUGGGUUCGGCGUUCAAGACUCCCGGUCUCGUCAACUCCGCGUCAUCACCAAGCUCCUCCCCCAUGCCGCCCACCGUCCAGCGGACCGCGCACCACCAUCCCUCCGGCCUCCAGCAAACCUGGACCGAGGAGGACGACGAGGACAUGUCCCCUCCACCCGCUUUCGCCCUUGAUGCGGCGUUUGAGGUCAAGCCAAAGACGAAACCCGCCCAUCUCAGGUCCCUAGAUGCGGAGAGCUCCCAGACAUCUCUUGCCUUUGCCAUGCCAUCGGUCCCUUCCCCUCGUCAGCCACCAAAGACACCCCUCACUCGGUCGUCGGCCGCGGGCGACCGCGUCCAAAUGGCACAUCGUACGCCUAGCAUCGGCAAGACACCCAUCCUCUCCCCCGACAAUAUCGGCGACAUCCCCUCUACACCCAUGUGGGAGAUCCAGGGGAUCUUGUCGCGUUUGACUGGCCUCAAGGCGGCUAGUCAGGCGGAGGGAGUCGCGGCGCCGUACAUCUCCACACCUACGUCCUUUGCGGGCCUCAGUCUGCCCCUCGGUCUCCGGAGUCCCAUCACCAGCACCGACCCCGGGCGGAACCUGUCGACCCUGUACGGAAGCAUGGUCCCUCCAUCACCCUCCAAGCUGUCAUACUCGGCCAUGGCGAGCGGACUGACCGUUGCGGACCUGCAGGGCACGUCGCCCGAUUCGACCCCUCCAUCCCCCUUCUUCCCCUUGCCGUCCCCCUCGAUGAUGGAGCAGCCGGCACCGGAAGUCGACAGUGGGGAUGUCGUGGCGACGUACGACAUCAUUGAAAAGGCUCUAACGGGUCGAGAGUUGGGGAUGCGGUUCGAUAGGGAGGGCGGGUAUUGA